This is a messenger RNA of Drosophila suzukii, 4436 nucleotides long. Lineage: Eukaryota; Metazoa; Arthropoda; Insecta; Diptera; Drosophilidae. The record is from RefSeq and is a predicted model, not a curated record.
CGGCGGUGGUCGAGCUUUGUGGCAGAAUCGCGGAGUAAAUCGAGUCAGGACACACAUUUAUUACACUCAUACCCACCAUUAGCACCAUUGCUAAUUAUGUGAAAAUGAAUAAUUAAUUGGUUGAUAAUUGUCGGGUUGAUUGCCUGCAAUGUAAACACCGAAAAAUUGUCGCAAAUUCGCAAGCGUUUAAAUAAACGUGGGCCAAAAACCCUGUAUUCCAAUGUGCUCAAUUACGAAUCGAUUUCAACUCAAUUUCGGGUUCCGUUUCGGCAACGGAGUGUUCAAAUAAACGAAACGAAUCAACAUAUCAAACUAAUUGCAAUCGAAUUUAAAUAACGUUCAAUUAAAAAGCAUGGUUUGCAAAGUCAAACCCAUAAUCACACCAUAUUUGCCUGUGUAAAGUGUGUGUGCAAGUGUUUUGGCGAGAAAAGAAGAAGAGAAAGGGUGAAAGGGUGAAAGGGCUUCGAAUCAACAUCAAUCAAUUAAUUGGGAACCCAAACGAGAAAGGGGAACCAGCCAGGACAAGUCAGCCAUCCGGCCGAAGAUGGACCAGCGUAAUCUAACACUGCCAACGCCAGCCGCAACAACAAUUAUGUCCUCGUCAUCCGCAGCGAUGGCGAUGGGCUUUGGAUCCUUUGGAGGAGGAGGAGUGGGAGCAGGAGGAGGACCAACGACGUCUGCCCUGGCAGGAUCCACAAUAGCAUUAGCCACAACAACAACGACGGCAGCGACGACAACAACGCCGGCCACAUUUUUUACCUACAGCAUACCAGGCAUGGACAUUGCGCCAGGACCAUUUAUAUUCACCUACGUUAGUGAAUUUUUAUCGCUUAUCACGCCCGAGGAAUUGCCGCUGGAAUCCAUACGCGAUGUCUUACACAAAAACACCAGCCUGCUGGACUUUGCCUCCAAUGCCAUUAAAAUCGAGUCCGGCUUUAUUGCACUGAUGAGCGUGUUCGCCAUCCUGGCCCUGGUUCCCCUCAUUGCCACCUGUGCCUGGUGCUGUGGUCGUCGCUCCACCCAGGAGGAGGUGGACCACAUACGGAAUGCCCCCUGUAACAUCCGGGACGAGUCGCUGGAGGAGAGUUUGCGGUGCCGCAAAAGCGCCGGACUGGUCACCCUGUGGAUUGUUUUCAUUCUGCUAACGCUGAGCGACUUCAGCAUAUUUUACGCCAACAGUCGCCUGUCCGCCGGAAUCGAGAUGACGCCCGAGAUGGUCAAGUCAGCCGUGCACGACGUGGAGGUCUUUCUGAAGGACACGCAUCUACAAAUCAAACACAAACUGGAUAAUGGCUUCCACGUUUCCGUGGAGCGGGUCGUCAAAGAUCUAGAAGACGUGGAUGUUCUCCUUGGCGAGCCGAUUCAAGCGGAAAUAUCCGCACACACUGGCCUUGAGCUGGCGUAUGAUUCACUGACGACACUUAGCCUGGCGAACGCGGAGCUCAUCUAUCGCGUGCUCAUGCUGCAGGAGACGGUGGGCAGGGCCUUGAAACUCUCCCAGGAGGCGGCCGCCAGGAUGGAGGAGCUGCAGAUCCAGCUGUCCGUGCUGCAGCGCCAGUGCACGUACCGCGACCGCCCGCUCUGCGACACGUUGCGUAUACGCAGCUUCGAGGAGAACGGCGUCGUCGACGCGCUGAAAACUCUGCAAGAGGACCAGAGCAUCUUCCGUAUGCGCUACUUGGGCGAAAUUGAAUUCGGUGCCACUGUCAAAAAUCUGACAUCGGAAGUUGGCGUGUCACGUUCCAUUUUCAGCAAUUUCCCGCAACAAGUUAAACAUGACACGGCAUAUGAACGGAACUAUACGUUAGAACAGUUGGCGACUAUUCGCCUUCGAACGACUGCCAAUGCCCAGCAGCUGACCUCGACGAUAAGUGGACUGCUGCAGCGACUGGAGGGCACCUGGUCAUCCAUGCAGCCCGCCUACAACGAACUGAAGGAGUGGGCGGAUUCCUACUGGAGUGUGGGAUGGAUUGCGGGAACGGUGAUAGUCUGGGUGAUGCUCUUCAUGCUGAUGUCCUACUGCUGUUUCCUCUGCGAAUCGAAUGUCAAGUCCGGAGUGGUCUUCUUCAUCGCCGUAAUGCUCAUCUGCCUGGCCAGCAUUGGUCUGACCUUCUAUGGUGUAUUUUCCCUGGCUGUGGGCGGCAAUGCCGAGGUCUUCGUCUGCCGGUCUCUCUAUGAUCCGGACUACAAUAUGCUAAACAAACUGCUGGACAAACCGGGUUACGCAUACGCCCGGGAGCCCCAAACAGGGAUCAUAGGAGAGCUACUGCGUCCAGCUGGCGUCAAUCGCUCGGUGGUCAAUGUGGGUCUUGGCCAGGCCCUGAGAGGCUGCGAGCAAAAUCAAGCAUCGUACAAUGUCUUUCAAUUGGAUGCAUUCGUGAAUACCAGCAAAAUAGCCGACCUGCGCCAGUUUCCAAAAGUGUCCACUGCCAUCGAUGCGAUUUCCGUGUCCGGGCGAACGCUCCUCUCGCUCACCCAAUCCGUCCAGAACAUUUUGGAGAACAUGCUGCAAACGUCCUCGUUCAAUUUGACCACGUACCGCAGCAGCGUGGGUGCGCCCACGCCCGAAAAGGAUUUGGCCACGUUCAUUGAUCAAAUGCAGCGGGUGGCCUUGCAGAUUCAGGAUGUGGCCACGUCCUCGCGCAUGACCACACUGGGCAGCCGGUCCAAGCGGCUGCAGGCCUCGAUCCUCCAGCCCUUGGAGAACCUGCAGAACGAGAUACUAUAUCAUCUGACGGCCCUCGAGCUGCAGAGGGAUCCCUGGGCCAAGCAGGUCAACCAGACGCUCAACCACCUGAAGAGCAUCCAGAGCUACCUGGAGAACAAGGCCGGCGAGAUAUGUCACAAUAUGACGCGAGCCUACACGGAUCGCCUGAAGGCCUACUUGACCACGAGUCGCGCCACCAUGGAGUCCCAGCUGGGCGACACCACCACCAAGUGCCGACCCUUCUACGACACCUUCGACGCCAGCCGCACCUUCCUCUGCCGCAACAUGGUCGACUUCAUCAACGGCCUGACCUUCUUAAUCUUCCUCACGCUGCUCCUCUGGGCCAUUGGCACGCCGGUGGGCCUCAAUCUAAUCACCGUGCAAACGCGGCUAAAUGUGAUGCAGGCGGCCCAGGCGCGUAAUAAGGGCAGGCACAGGAGGAGCGACCGGAGUCCGGAGCAGGAGCAGCGGAGCGGAAGUCGUGGCCGGAAGAAGCAGCGGACGAGCAGUUCGGCGGCCAGCGGGCGGAGUGGAAAGAGGGAGCAGAGCCGGGAGAGAAGCACCAGCAGCACUGCGAGACCAAAGCCACCACUAAGACGCACUGCCACUGAAGAGACCCUGGACCUGGCCGAUGAAGACUCCACUCCAUCCAGGCAGCAGCAGCAGCAGCAACAACCACAACGGCGCCAGGAGCAGAGCCAGCGGGAUACGGACAGGGAGCGGGUGCGGGAACGGGAUCAGCGGAGUCGGGAGCGGGAAUUGAGCAGGGGUCGUGACGUUUCUGCCUUAAACACGCCGGUCCGCAGUCGCAGUCGCCAGCAGCUGCGCCACGAUCCCGAGGAUGACAAUUGGGGCUCAUCCAGCGGACCCAGUAGGGCCAACUCCCAUGAGCGAGACCGCGAGAGCAGUCAGACUAGAAAGAUACUCAAUAUUUGGCAGUCGCGCAAUAAGAUCAAGACGCCCCUUCGCCGGCAAGGCACUGAGGAGUUCGACUUUGAGGAUGCCCACGAGGACAGAGGGUGGCAGACCCAGAGCCAGAACCAGAAUCAGAUCCAUAGCCAUAGCCAUAAUCAGUCCAGUGUCAGUCCCGAACAGAGGCCCGAUCCGCGCAGCCUUCGCUCCAAUCUCCGUACUAAGACCAAGUUACGUAGUACCAAUGCGGAUAGAGCUAGCAGUGAAACGGUCCGGCGUCCCAUAACUCCCGUGCUCAGCGUAAAUCCGGACAUUCCGGCCGCCAUUCCGAUGCCCCGGACGCCGAUGCGUCUCAAGAGCAAGGUCUCGCUGACCGCCCGAGCUGUGCAGGACAUUGUCAACAAGCGGAAUCAGCGCCUUCAACGCACCGGCACCGAUGAAUUCGACUUGGAUGAAAGCGAUGCCUACGGUGCUGGUCAUUUGGAUGCGGACGUUGCGGCCGCCCGACGCACGCCGCCCAGGUCCGCCCCACCGCCGCCUCCUCCCCCAGCGGCCGGCUUGAACAGUGGUGAUCGCACGGUGCGCUGGAACGAGGACGAAACGGAGGAUUUCGACUUCGAGGAUGUCGACGCACCGAAGAGCCCCAUGUACUUGAGCCACAAUCUCCAUUGAGUCCAUCUAACAUCUCGAAUAUUGCUCUUUGUUUUGUAUUUCGCUUCUAUCACUCCCUAGAUCGUAAGUCAACUGUAGCUAUAGUGGCGAUUCAAUAUGAUUUAGGCAUUUAACAAGCGUAAAUAAAUAAAUAAUCUGUAGCGAA